AUGAGAUCCCGCUCGUUGGGAAAAUCUAAUAACCAAGUGGAUCGCUUGGCAUCGCGAUUCCGAUCCCGAAGCUGGUUCCGUGCAGCCGCAGAUCGAGACGGCUCCAAAGCAAAUACCUUCGACGUCCAGUGUGUUGCCUCUUCACCCCAGCAGAGCUACCGUAUCAAUGUUGAGUGUCAACAGGUUCCCAGCCGUCUGCAAAGUAGUCAAGCGGCACAGAGACAGUGUGGCGGAAUUACGUACGUACUGUACGUCGUCGACCGCUGCCGUGCCGUGCCGAUUCGCUCUGCCUGCCUGCCUGCCUGCGUGGCCAUCGUGGCGGAAGGUCCAGACGAUCAAGAUGUCGCCCUGUCUGCUGUCCACUCGUGGGGCUCGGCUCGGUCGUAA
Messenger RNA from Pseudozyma hubeiensis SY62, 387 nucleotides. Its product is annotated as inorganic pyrophosphatase. NCBI's taxonomy places the organism in Eukaryota, Fungi, Basidiomycota, Ustilaginomycetes, Ustilaginales, Ustilaginaceae. The coding region runs from base 1 to 387 and encodes 128 amino acids. The record is from RefSeq and is a predicted model, not a curated record. The transcript has 2 exons.